This is a messenger RNA of Arctia plantaginis, 1485 nucleotides long. Lineage: Eukaryota; Metazoa; Arthropoda; Insecta; Lepidoptera; Erebidae. The record is from the annotation of a GenBank genome assembly.
AUGGACACCAAGAUCUGUGCAAUUAUAUUCGGAAUAAUUACAUUUGUUGUUGCCAAACCAAAAACAGAAGAAUCGCCUUUAAUCAUCACAAACGAAAAUGACUUACAACAAUUGCUGAAGACAUUGUACAGCGAUGGUAAAUUUGAUAUAGCAUUUAGCCACCAUGAAGAUAGCCCUAAAAGCCACCAUGAAGAUAUAACACGCAUCUCUCAUCACGACGAACACUCACAUCAUCAUCACCACAAUGAAGACACGCAUGAUCAUAGACAUAAGAAACAUUACAAAACACACACGCAUAUUGAAGACGAAGGACUUCCCAGUGUCACAAAUAUAGAAAACCUUAAUCUAUUUCUCAAGAAGAAACUUAAAAACGCUGAUGAUAAUUACGAUUAUGAUGAAACUGAAGAUUCACCUAGUUUAAGAUCCGAAGAUAAUGCUAGAAGUGUAAGUAAUGUGGACCAAGUUGUUAACUUGUUACACGAACUUGGAAAUAAAGUGAGUGCUGAGAAUCGUUGUGUAGGAGACAGAUGCGGUAGAGGCCGAAGUGGUGAUAAAGAGGAUGAUACUAAAAGAAGUAAUAAUAUUUAUAAUAACUUACUCUGCUUUGGAGAUGAAUGUGGCAGGGACGAUGUAAAUGUUGAAGAUAGAGCAGAUUGCGUAGGUGAUAGAUGUGGGCUAAGUAAACUUGAUGAUGAUGAUGCUGGUUAUGAUCGUGAUGAUGAUAAUGAUAAUACAAAUGUUGCAAGAUGCUCUGGUGACUCGUGUGGUAUUGAUCAGACACUACUUCGUGAACGACGUCUACCUAUCGGUGAUUCACAUAUUGCGCGUCUAUUUCAAUCACAAGGCAGAAAAAUUAAAGUUAGUGAUGAUUUAGAUGCAUUAGUUCUAGACUUAUCUGAUGUAGAAAAAUAUCUUGGAAACUCACGAGUUAAAGAGCGAGAUGAAAAUGAGCGAAGUAAACUACAAUUGUUUAAGGAUGUUGAUAUAUCUAAUCUUCUAGAGGCCAACAACUAUGAUGAUGAAGAAUCGGUAAGAGAUCAAAAUGUUUUGGCUUCAGAAUCUAAGCCUAUUAAAGCUGUUGUGGUGGAUCUAAGUAAAACUGAGAAUGACCUGACAAAUCAAAUUAAUGAUUUGAUGAGGAUUAAACAAAGUCCUUUGAAAAAAUACAAACGUAUAAAAGCAUCGAGUAUAAAAAAUAACGUACUAUCCCGUGGUGACUCAAAGAUAUUGUCACACGAUGAGGACAAUAACCACGUUUACGUACCAAAAUGGCUACUGGAUGAAAUAGUGACUAAAACUAAUUCGAGAGACUCUGAAACGCAGCUAAGAAACGUUUUUCCUUUAACGUUGAAGCAGAAGGAGAGGCGGGCAAAGGCCCAAAGUAAACCAUUAGCAUCGCAGAGAGUUUUUCGCCGAAGUAUAAAUGAUGACAUUGGCGUUCCGUUCCACCUUCAAAUCGAAGGGCUAGGCCAAGUCGAGCCUUAG